UUUGACGAAGAAGAAGAAGAAAACAAACGAUGAAGAAGAAUGUGUCACAUUCCUCCGAUUCUUCUUCUACUUCACCUCCCCUUCAUCAAAUUAUCCUAAUUUCUCUCGUUUCCUUUUCAUCCCAUUGAAAAAAAAGUUGUCACCUUUCGAAAUCGGAACAAUAUAACAUUUAAAGCUUUCAAGAUCAUCAUUGUUCCCAUAUAGAUCCCAAAAUGGGUCUCAUCAUGUAAGAACAAGUUUUGUGGGAUGUUGACAAUGGACAAGGAAUUUGAUUCAAAGCUUGCUCUUCAAGGCAAUUCAUCAUCAAAUGGUGGUGGUGAAACUAUUUCUAGAAGCAAAAGCUUCGCAUUUAAGGCUCCUCAGGAGAAUUUCACCAGCCAUGAUUUCGAUCUCGGCAAGAUCUAUGGUGUUGGCUCUUAUUCAAAGGUUGUUAGGGCAAAGAAGAAGGAAAAUGGAACUGUGUAUGCCUUGAAGAUCAUGGAUAAAAAGUUUAUCACCAAGGAGAAUAAAACAGCUUAUGUCAAAUUGGAGAGGAUUGUUCUUGAUCAACUCGAACAUCCCGGGAUUGUGAAACUCUUCUUUACAUUUCAAGAUCCACAAUCACUAUAUAUGGCGCUUGAAUCUUGCGAGGGUGGGGAACUUUUUGACCAAAUCACCAGAAAAGGUCGUCUAUCAGAGGAUGAAGCUCGGUUCUACAGUGCAGAAGUUGUGGAUGCUCUUGAGUAUAUACAUAAUAUGGGACUGAUUCAUCGAGAUAUCAAGCCGGAGAAUUUGUUGCUAACUUCAGAUGGACACAUUAAGAUUGCUGAUUUUGGAAGUGUGAAGCCAAUGCAAGACAGUCAAAUCACAGUACUUCCUAAUGCAGCAUCCGAUGAUAAGGCGUGCACUUUUGUCGGAACGGCUGCUUAUGUUCCUCCUGAAGUUCUAAACUCCUCUCCAGCAACUUUCGGAAAUGAUCUCUGGGCGCUUGGCUGCACUCUGUACCAAAUGCUUUCAGGAACUUCUCCAUUCAAGGAUGCUAGUGAAUGGCUCAUUUUCCAAAGAAUUAUAGCCAGAGAUAUAAAGUUUCCAAAUCAUUUCUCAGAAGCAGCAAGAGACCUCAUCGACCGAUUGCUAGAUACAGAACCUAGUAGAAGACCAGGAGCUGGAUCAGAAGGCUAUGCUUCUCUCAAGAGACAUCCUUUCUUCAAGGGAGUUGAUUGGAAAAACCUAAGGUCACAAACUCCUCCAAAACUAGCUCCAGAUCCUGCGUCCCAGUCAGCAUCUCCAGAGAGGGAUGGUUCUCCAUGGAACCCAACACAUGUUGGAGAUGCUUCAGUCUUGCAGAACGAUGGACACGGCGGACACUCUGAAUCCUCAGGUUCCAUAACUCGGCUUGCCUCCAUAGACUCUUUUGAUUCGAGAUGGCAACAGUUCCUAGAACCAGGAGAAUCAGUUCUAAUGAUAUCAGCAGUGAAGAAGCUACAGAAAAUCACAAGUAAGAAGGUGCAACUAAUACUCACCAACAAACCGAGACUGAUAUACGUUGACCCAUCAAAGCUUGUAGUAAAAGGGAACAUAAUCUGGUCUGAUAAUUCCAACGACCUCAACGUUCAAGUUUCAAGUCCUUCACAUUUCAAGAUUUGCACACCGAAGAAGGUUUUAUCGUUUGAAGAUGCGAAACAAAGAGCUUUGCAGUGGAAAAAGGCAAUUGAAACUCUUCAAAACCGUUGAGACUCGUAGCUGAUGAUGUCAAUUCAUUAAGUCCCUUUUUCCCCCAUUUCCUUGAUUCAAUUGAUUACACCUCACUGUAUGCAUACAAGAAGUUUCUUGGGCCGUAGGUUUCUUCUCCGAUCCCAGAAGAUGAUAACUGAAAGUUGCAUUAAUCUGUUUUGAAGUCCUUACUGACAGAUUUAUGAAUGACAGUAACCAAAGUAACACCUAAGCUAAUAUGGAUUGGUUUCUAGUUUCAGUUUUGGUUUGGUUCAGUGUUAAUCAUAUUUCGUUAAGUUUUUGA
Messenger RNA from Camelina sativa (false flax), 1996 nucleotides. Its product is annotated as 3-phosphoinositide-dependent protein kinase 2. Gene Ontology annotation, molecular function: ATP binding; cAMP-dependent protein kinase activity. The record is from RefSeq and is a predicted model, not a curated record. Gene Ontology annotation, biological process: intracellular signal transduction; peptidyl-serine phosphorylation. Lineage: Eukaryota; Viridiplantae; Streptophyta; Magnoliopsida; Brassicales; Brassicaceae. Gene Ontology annotation, cellular component: cAMP-dependent protein kinase complex.